UUUCCCAAAGAAUUUUCCAUUCUCAUAUUACAAAACGCUGUUCAAUAUUUCCAAAUUUAGUAAUUUUAGUGAAACUUGUUUUUAAUUUAAAACAUUUAAAAUAUUUCCCAAUUACUCAUGCUUGGACCUUGUCCAUCUCGAGUAUGCAUGAGUUUUACACGUGUUAGAAAGGUGCAAAUCUAUAGGAAAAUUAACCAAUCAGAUUCAACUAUAUGUGACUUUGAAAUGUUUCAUCAUUCCUUACUUCGAGAACAGUCUAUACACUUGUUGACACUUUAAGAUUUUUAACAUGCACUCAAUAACUUCCUAUACAUUUGAUUCUGUUUAAUUGUUUUGUAAUUAUCGAAAGUGUAUGUCAUUUGCUUUGCAACACAAGUGCAUAUUGAGCGAGUGCCUUAUUUAUUUAAACUCUUCCAUAUACCACCAUUUUGUUUCGAGCGGGAUACCCAAAGAAAUACCACUGGACUUCGUUACAUUAUUUCGGAAUGUUUGGCUGGGUUCCCAUGCCUACAUCGAUCCAUCUGGAUCUGUCUAACUCCCUGCAGAGUCUCACUAAAUUGCUAUCCGAAUCAGCUAGGGGGUUAAGAUAAUUGCCCCUAACAGCUUUAAUAGGCAACAGACAGUUAAGCCGGUUAAGUUGAUAGCAUUUUAGUGAGACUCCAAAGUGAGAUAGAUCGGUCCAAAUUUCUGUGGGAAUGGUCCCUUUUUAGCAGUUUUUUUUUUCUCUCACAGCGUCAAGGUCUCUAAACUGUGUCUUUCUUAGUAUCACACUCCAAUAUUUUUAAACAGAAUUAAAAUUCGGAGAGGCAACCUGAUGCGAUCACGUUAUACUUGAUAUAGCUUCAGGAAAAAAGACAUUUUUCGGAUAAUUUCAGAUGGCGAAUAGAAGGCAUCUCGGCAGUAACUUUGCACGGAAUUUAGACGUGGUUCUAUUGGGGAACGAAGUUUGUUCCCAUGAAGACGCGGUCACUUCGCGAUGUCCCUCAGAGCCAAAGGAAGACAGCGACUGUUUCACCCAUAGUGAGAAACCAUCGACUUCAUCCAGCAACGACGAAUCAGACAGAGAGGGAGCCAGUCGGUGGAAAAAAUGGUUCAAAAGAAAUCCCAAAAACAGAAAACCACAGGAAGAUGUCGAGGCGGUGGAAUUGAGAGAUCCGCAGGAUGGUAAAGGAAAUGACGCUGAGAAUGCUGUUUUGUCAAGCGUGGCUGACGGGCAGGGGUUAAACCCGUUACCAAACGAAAACACUUCUACAGGCAGUUUUGAUAAUAUUGACAUGGGAGAUUCUUAUCCCCAAAACACUUACCCGUCAGAUUACUCCAUGCAGUCCCCGGGACUUGACGACUCCAACGCCCCUCUUCUGUCACGAUCUACCAGAGACAGUUCCAGUAGGAGUAUAGGCCGCAGGCUGGGAGAUGCAGGUGGCGCGCCGCAUCCUUCCUCCCUUCAAAAUGACACGGUAGAAUUGGCCAACGAAACCCUCCUCGGCUCAACUAUAAAGCCUCCUGCUGCUGCUACUCAAUAUGACCUUUCGCUGCCGUCACCACCACAAUCACCACCACCCCCUAGCAAAGACCGGUUUCAGAUUUCAAACAACCAGACUGCAACGCCGAAGCCAGCAGACCAACUCUCGCCGGAAGAGCCUUGUGCGCCUGUUGAGAACCUGGACGAGGUUGACUAUGCCUCCCCCACUGGUGCCGUCCCUCACAGUAGGUUACCCACGCAUAUUGCCGACACUCUUAGUGAUGGAGGGAAGUAUGGCAAUAUAGAACCCGUAUCUCACAAUUCCAGAACGAAAGGAACAAAGAGCAAACCAUUGGGACCAACGGUCAGUAGAGAUAUGCUGCAAAGGACAAUAGACGACGGGGCAGACAUGGACGGGAUCAAGCGAGCACUAAAGAAGUGGACGUCGUUACCAAAGAAAGAUGAUCACUAUAAUCCGAUGAUACAGGCGGCAUUGAAGAACGACAUCCAGGUUUGCCAACUACUGAAAGACGAGGAGAAUUUAAAAAUCGCCGACCCUCACGGUUAUUUCUGCGACUGUAAACUCGACCAAAGCGACACGCUGAAUCAUGCGCUUUAUCGUGUGAACGCGUAUAGGGCUAUGACGUCACCGGCCUAUCUUCUCACGAGGAAAGAUCCAGUAAAGGCGGCUCUGGAGACGAGACAAAAACUGUUCACAAUGGCGAAACAGGAUGAAGAGUUCAAGUCAGAAUAUCUACAACUGACCGAUAAAUGCGAGACGUUUGCCUGGGAGAUGUUAGACCUGGUACGAGGGCGAGAGGAGCUGUCUUUGAUCCUGGAUAAAUCAGCCAGUGGCUUUUCAGAAUUAGGGCUAGUGCGAAGAGUUAUGGACGAAGGAGCCAAGAAGUUUGUUGCCCACCCAUACGUCCAGCGACACUUGAAUAUGGUGUUUUAUGGCCGCGAUCAUAAUAUAAGGCGACGAAUGCUGACCACAAACAAUUUUCUAAAGACGAUCUUCAUCGUGCUGGCGUUGCCAAUUUGGAUUCUGCUGUUCUUGACUUACAUUCUGUUCGGAGCCUUUGAAACGUUGGAGAAGAGUAAGUUCAUCAAGUGGAACAACAUGUUCUUGAGGACUCCUUGUGUCAAAUUUUACACGCAUAGCUUAUCGUAUUUCACGUUUCUUCUGAUCCUGACGAUGUACUUUUUGCCCGAUGACAAAGCUAACGUCGCUCAUGCCACAGAUUUCCGAUGGUCCGAGUAUGCAAUAUUUAUCUACGUGAUAGGUUAUUUUUGGGCUGAGGUUAAGCAGUUGUGUCGACAGGGAACGCGCUACUUCCAGAACGCCUUCAACAUCCUGGAUAUCCUUUUGGUUAUAUUUUAUUGUGCCUCGUUUGUCAGUCGUAUAGUCUCGAUUGUCAAGACAAGACAAGCCGCAUUAGGAGUAAACCAAAAUACAACAGAGGCGUACACGUAUUAUUACCAGAUGGGUUGGUGUAGAUUGUUUAAUUGAACUAUGCAUAAUUA
This is a messenger RNA of Lingula anatina, 2986 nucleotides long. RefSeq lists its product as uncharacterized. Gene Ontology annotation, biological process: calcium ion transmembrane transport; regulation of cytosolic calcium ion concentration. The record is from RefSeq and is a predicted model, not a curated record. Gene Ontology annotation, cellular component: cation channel complex; plasma membrane. Gene Ontology annotation, molecular function: store-operated calcium channel activity; inositol 1,4,5 trisphosphate binding. Lineage: Eukaryota; Metazoa; Brachiopoda; Lingulata; Lingulida; Lingulidae.